Molecule: messenger RNA, 758 nt
Organism: Calypte anna (Anna's hummingbird)
Lineage: Eukaryota; Metazoa; Chordata; Aves; Apodiformes; Trochilidae
Gene: LYSET
Product: transmembrane protein 251
Exons: 2
Coding region: 183-578 (131 amino acids)
Source: RefSeq, a predicted model, not a curated record
CGGAAGUGCCGUGGUUCCGGAGCGGCGACCGGGUGGCAAUGGCAGCGGGACGGCUGCGGCGCGGCGGGCCGGCGGGCCCAUUCGCCUCCCGGCGCGGCGGCGCUGGCUGAGGGGAGCGGGCCGCCUGCCGCUGCCCUCCCGCUCCCUUCUUCUCCGCUGGAGGAAGGUGCAGAGCAUGGAGAAUGAUGAACUUCCGCCAGAGGAUGGGAUGGAUUGGUGUGGGGUUGUACUUGUUAGCAAGUGCUGCAGCUUUUUAUUACGUCUUUGAAAUCAACGAAACUUACAACAAACUAGCACUGGAGCACAUUCAGCAACACCCCAAGGAACCACACGAAGGAACCACAUGGACGCACUCCUUAAAAGUACGACUGCUAUCCUUGCCUUUUUGGCUGUGGACUAUAAUAUUUUUAAUACCGUAUUUGCAGAUGUUCUUGUUCCUCUAUUCCUGUACAAGAGCUGACCCCAAAACUGUUGGGUAUUGCAUCAUUCCUAUCUGCUUGGCUGUGAUUUGCAAUCGUCAUCAAACAUUUGUGAAGGCCUCUAAUCAGAUCAGUAGAUUGCAGUUGAUUGACACCUAGCUCGGGUUCUAGUUUCUGUAGUUGUUUUGAAGCAAUUGCAUAUGCCUGAUCAAGAGGCAUAUGCAAUCACAAGACUGACCUUCUGAGUGAAGGCUGGAAAGAGCCUUUUCUUUGAAACUAUCCAAAUGAAGAGAAUGACUGUUUUCUAUUAAAAGAAAAAAAAAAAACAACAAACAAAAC